CCGCAGAUCUCGGGGGUUUAUCCUUAUCAAUCGAGCCUCGGGCCAUUGACAUCAUCCCACCACUGAGCCACACAGCCCACUUGCUAGCCACUAAUACAAGGACGAACCAAAGAAAUAAGAAACUAAAUAAUAGGCUCCUGGGGUUGAUAAAAAAGUGUAGCUUGCCCAUCUGCUUUCUUUUGACAACUCCAUUAUCCCCAAACCCCCCUCGCCGAACACACAAAAUGACAGACAACAACCAAGGCUGCAAGAUCACGCUUUACUGGCUCGAGCAAUCUCGGAGUCACCGCAUCCUCUGGCUACUGGAAGAGCUUCAGUUGAAAUAUGAGCUGAAGACCUUCAAGCGUCGCGCCGACAAGUUGGCCCCCGCCGAGCUUAAGAAGGUGCACCAACUGGGCAAGUCCCCCGUCAUUACAAUCGAGGCCCCCGGAUCCGACAAACCCCUGGUACUGGCCGAGUCUGGCGCGAUCGUGGAAUAUCUGUGCGAUCACUUUGGCAGCGCGCGACCGACGCUAGUCCCGGAGCGCUACCAGGCAGGCCGCGAGGGCCAAGUCGGUGGAGAGCGCGAGGAGUGGCUGCGGUAUCGCUACUUCAUGCACUACGUGGAAGGCAGCCUGAUGCCUUUCUUGGUGAUGACUCUGGUCAACGAUACCAUCCGCAACUCGCCUCCCUUCUUCGUUCGCCCAAUUACCGGACUGGUGGCUUCGCAGGUCGAGUCGGCUUUCUUGACUCGCAACAUCGAGGGUAACCUCGCUUUCCUGGAGCAGCAGCUGCAGACAGCCCCCGAGGGCGGUCUGUAUCUUUGCGGAAAGGAGCUGACUGCCGCAGAUAUCUUGAUAAGUUUCCCGAUUAUCGCAGCGAGUGGCCGAGUUCUGAAGGACCAGAAGCAGAAGGACAAGUAUCCCUUGCUGGUGGCAUAUGCUAAGCGGUUGGAGGGAGCUGACGGUUACAAGAAGGCCGUUGCGAAGAUUGAGCAGAUCGAAGGACACUUCUCGGCUUCUAUGUAAUAUUUGGGAUGAUUUCGCAAUGAUUGUAUUUGAUGAACGCGUUAGCUAUAAUUUGACA
Molecule: messenger RNA, 1065 nt
Organism: Penicillium brasilianum
Lineage: Eukaryota; Fungi; Ascomycota; Eurotiomycetes; Eurotiales; Aspergillaceae
Source: the annotation of a GenBank genome assembly